AUGCAGUACAGCGAUUCGUGGCAGCUGAUCUGCAACGUGUUUGUGCUGGACAGCCAGGUGAUGCUGGUGACAGACUGCGAUAAGAUGAAGGCGCUCUGCAACUACGGGCGCAAGGUGGCCUGCUUCUUGCUGGAUCAGGUCGGGCGGAUGGUUGUCGCAUAUAUUGCAUGGCUGCUGCCGGGCGAGGGAAUGCUGCGGCACGAAUACAAGCUGAUAGAGCUGCAGGGCAAGCAGCUCGAGUAUAUGUGGGCUGAUGGCGAUUCAAGGAGAUGGAAUACAGACCGGCUCAGCGUACUGCUAGCACGAGUGAUGCAGGCUGGCGAGCUGGUGGAUGUUGGAGGAAGCUGGAAUAUCGUAUGGGAUUUGCAGGCUAUGCACAGCACUAAGAUUGCUCGGCAGCAUUAUGCAGUGCAUAUCGGGUUUCUGGGCAGGCUGCAGCCGGAGAUGGUGGCGACGUUCCGGGCCGUCAGCAGGCUGUGGUACCAGUUUCUAGAAGGCAGGGGAGAGAAGAAGGAAAGGGGGAGGAUAGAAGAAGUGGUGCAACUAGGGAAAAAGCGAAAAAGUGCAGCGCUGGAGGAGGCAAAGGCGCCCGCAGCAGCAGAGCGCAAGCAGGCAAAGACUACAGCUGCUGCUAGGCGGAUGGAUACGGAUGCUGAGAUUACAGCAGGGCUGCGAACGCUGCUGGGGCCUGAGGCGGCGUGGAAGUUCAGCGAGCAGGCCGAGAGCAUGCGGACGAUCAUGCAGCUCGGGCCCGACGGGACAGCCAUCUGCGUGCUUCCGACCGGGGCGGGCAAGAGCUUGCUGUUUAUGGUGCCAGCGGUGCUGGCCGACAGCGGGACGAGCAUUGUAGUUGUGCUGUUUGUAGCGCUGAUGGAGGAUCUGGUGGCGCGGGCUGUUGCUAUGAGCGUAGAUUGCAUCCGCGCCGACUUGGUGUCUACAGCCGAGUUCACGGCAUAUGCAGACGGGCUGCUGCUCGCAGGGCUGCUGCAGCGGAUCUUCGUGGACGAGUGCCAUACAGCGAUCACAGAUAUCAGCUACCGGGCGCAGCUGGGCGAGCUGAAGAGCUUGCGGCGGUUCGGAUGCCCGAUGGUGCUGCUGACGGCCACGCUGCUGCCGGUGCUGGAGAGCUGGUUCCGGGAGGAGAUGCUCGCGCAGGAUGCCGUUGCUGUGCGGGCCAGGAUCACCAAGGCCAACUGCCGGUACCGUGUUGAGCUGGUGCAGGGAGGGCGAGGCGCAGUCCAGGAGCAAACAGUCGAGAUAGCACAGCAGCUCAGGAGGGAGAUGACAGGCAACCAGAAGGGGGUGGUCUACUGCCGGUUGAGACAGCAGUGCACAGCUGUGGCCGAGGAGCUGGGCUGCAGCUUCCACCACAGCGGGAUGAGCGAGGAGGAGCGGCGGGCGGCGUGCGAAGCAUGGGCCGCCGGCCAGGGGCCGCACCGGUGGAUCACCGCUACCACCGGGCUCGGGACAGGGGUGGAUAUCGAGGGCAUCGUGGCGGUGGUGCACAUGGAGCUCCCGUACGGGCUGGUGGACUUUGUGCAGCAGACAGGGCGGGGCGGGCGGCGGGCGGGCGAGGUGGUGGAAUCAGUGAUUGUCUACAACGGGCAGCCAGGGCGGAGGAAUGAGCACGCAGGCUUUGUGGAGGAGAACAACCAGCUGCAGAUGGAGCAGUUUGUAUCGAUCACAGGGUGCUGGCGGGCGGUGCUGGCCGCGUUUAUGGAUGGGGUCGGCGGGGAAGGGUGCCAGGAUCUCGAUGGGGCCGAGCAGUGUGACCAGUGCCAGAAGGAACAGGGGGCGGCGGCGGGCGAGGACAGCAGGCGGCGCAGCAGGGCUGGAGGGGGCCAGAUCUGGAAGGCAUAUGGGCUCGAGGAGGGCAGGCGAGUGCGGCUGCUGCUGCGGUGGCUUGACGAGGUGGCAGGCGAGUGGCUGCGGCUAGGGCAGAUGGAGGCGCGGCAGCAGCAUGGGUGUACAGAGGAGGACCACAAGGCGGGCGAGGAGGAGGAGGAGGAGGAGGAGGAGGAGGGAGAGGAGGAGGAGGGGAAGGAGGAGGGCUACAGAGAGGCCUGCAAGAGGGUUCGGUUCGAGGCGCUGGCGUGCUGCUUCCAGUGUAAGCUCCCGCUGGACUGGUGCGAGGAGAGGUGCGAGGGCGGGCAGGAGGGCAGGUGCGCGGAUCUGGAUAAGGUGCUAGCGGUGGUGCUGGCGGGCUGCCGGUGGAUAUGGGUGCGCAUAUUGGCCCGGGAGAGGUUUGGGGUGGAUCUGCGGGACCGCGAGGCAUUUUAUGUGUGGCUGGGCAGGAGCUGUUGGUUUCAUGGGAUAAAGAGGACGAAUGCGCUAGCAUUAUGGGAGGAGAUGGCUAGCUGGUGGUUGUUCAGCGCAGGCUAUGUGCAACUAGGGCUCCAUCAGAGCAAGAAGGCCGGUUUGUGGCGGGGCGAGCUGCGGAGGCAGUGCAAGAUGAAAGAUAGUUAUGAAGAGUAG
Messenger RNA from Cryphonectria parasitica EP155, 2475 nucleotides. Its product is annotated as P-loop containing nucleoside triphosphate hydrolase protein. Gene Ontology annotation, cellular component: nucleus; cytoplasm; chromosome. The coding region runs from base 1 to 2475 and encodes 824 amino acids. The transcript has 5 exons. The record is from RefSeq and is a predicted model, not a curated record. Gene Ontology annotation, molecular function: 3'-5' DNA helicase activity; four-way junction helicase activity. Gene Ontology annotation, biological process: double-strand break repair via homologous recombination. NCBI's taxonomy places the organism in Eukaryota, Fungi, Ascomycota, Sordariomycetes, Diaporthales, Cryphonectriaceae.